This is a messenger RNA of Notolabrus celidotus (New Zealand spotty), 591 nucleotides long. RefSeq names its product small nuclear ribonucleoprotein polypeptide F (gene snrpf). Gene Ontology annotation, biological process: mRNA splicing, via spliceosome; spliceosomal snRNP assembly. Gene Ontology annotation, cellular component: U1 snRNP; catalytic step 2 spliceosome. The record is from RefSeq and is a predicted model, not a curated record. The transcript has 4 exons. NCBI's taxonomy places the organism in Eukaryota, Metazoa, Chordata, Actinopteri, Labriformes, Labridae. The coding region runs from base 131 to 391 and encodes 86 amino acids. Gene Ontology annotation, molecular function: RNA binding.
CAGAGGUCAGAGGGUUUUACUUCCUGUUCGGCGGCAAAGCGUGUGCUCUGCUGGAGAACGAAGAACAGACGUUUACAGACGAAAACACUUCUCAUUCAUUAAUCCACCCAACGCGUCCAGACAGACAGAGAUGAGUUUACCUCUGAACCCAAAGCCCUUCCUGAACGGCCUGACAGGAAAGCCCGUGAUGGUGAAGCUGAAGUGGGGCAUGGAGUAUAAAGGAUACCUGGUGUCUGUGGAUGGAUACAUGAACAUGCAGCUGGCGAACACAGAAGAGUAUGUGGAUGGAGCGUUGGCGGGUCAUCUGGGAGAAGUGCUAAUCAGGUGCAAUAACGUUUUGUACAUCAGAGGUGUAGAAGAAGAAGAAGAGGAUGGAGAGAUGAGGGAGUGAUGUUCCUGAGGGUCCUGGUCUUGUUGUUCUGAGUGUGACUGUGCGUUGUAGAUGAUGUUUGUUUGUGUUUUCACCAUGUGAAGCAGACGAACGCUCGGGUUUCUUUUUUUUGUUAUUCUUCAAACUGUCUGAAAAUAACUUCUCCUUUUUUUUUUUUACUGUUUGAGACCAAUUUUUAAGUUGUAACGUUGUGAUACAGA